UGAGGACGAAUGUCAAAUAAUCGUAACGAGGAUGUGACCAGUCGGUGACAUAAUGUCGCAGCUUCUAUGAAACGAGACAUGCGAAAAGCCACUAUCAUGAGUUCUUAAAUUUGUAUCUUUGGUUUUAAAGAAAAUCUUCAUCUGUAAAAUUUAUUAGCUUUUUGAAACGAGGUCCAAUUCCUAUUCUUGAAGACUCUGCAACAACUGGAUCCAGUUUCUACGGACUUUUGUUGGUGAUUCUAGUGAUUUUAAUUAGAUUGCAACUGCAGUUGUUAGUUUGGGAUUUAAUGUGGCAUUGUAACCAUGAAGAAUAAAUACACUCCUGUUUCAGACUCUGAGGAGUCCUUGAAAACGCUCACUGAUGAAAAGGCAGACACCCGUUCUUCAGAGGGUACGCCUCCUCCGUAUUCAGGUAAGAUUUAUUGAAAUAGAAAGGUAAUGGUGUUUGUUAUUGAGAGUUCUUACUGAGGAAUCCUAUUUUCAACUUGUCGACGAUUGUCAAUAAACAGGGCGAAUACCUUCAUUCUCUCGUAUACAACGAAAACUUCAGUUGCUAAUACAUUUAUUAGCUUCAAAAAAAUUUAUCGAUUUAGAAAUGGCUGACGGAUCCGCUCAGAAUUCCGCCGAAUUAUCCGAAAAUAAUAUUAGGUCUGACCCUUCGCCAAAUAAACAGCGGUGGAAAACACCUGUCAUAGGAACAGUGACCAUUAUAACUAUUAUAUAUAAUAUUGUAUUUAUAGCAAUAGUUUUUGGUUACAAGGUUUCUCCGUAUUCGAAAACUUUUUACGGGCUUGCUGGCAGCUCUAUUGGAUCUAUUUGUACUUCUCUCCUUGCAAUUCUUUAUAUCUAUCCCGAAUGGUACAGGCAAGCUGGGUUCAAUAUGUGUGCCGCAGCACUAUAUGUGUGUUUUCUCAAUGUCCCCGGUUUCGCCAUGUAUUAUACUGCAAAGAAGAUAAUGCAAUUUGAAAAGAUAAAUAAUCUUUUUCUCUACGCUGUUUGUUUUGUUGAUUUUGUCUUGUUUGUUUUUAUUUCGUUAAAUCCAAUUGCCCGUGAACGAUUUAGAUUAUUAGUCAUUAAUAUAGGAAACGGAAUAGGAAACGGCGUAAAUGGCAUAGGAAACGGUGUAAACGGCAUAGGAAACGGUGUAAAUGGCAUAGGAAACGGCAUAAGAAAUGUUGUGAAUCUUGCUUUUGGAACAAAUCGAGGAGACGAAGUACCUCAGAACGAAGAAAUCGAACUUCAACCUCUUGCUGAGCAAAGUGGUGAAGUUUGAAUUUUAACGAACCUGGUUUAUGUUUUUAUAAUUCGCAUUUUCUUUGGAAGGAUUCAUGUCAAUAUUGCAGUCCAUCGACUUUGCAUUCGCAUCAACAACCAAAGUAAGCACUGUCUUAAUAAGACGGUAUAAGUUGCUUUUCUCAUUCACUCUUCCAUGAAUCUUUUUAAUUCGUUAAGCAAUAUCGUUGUUUAUGCUUUGUGAAUAGAAUCGAACACCCUUUUUAAUGAUUAUUUAAUUACUCUAACGAAAAUUCUGCCGUGAUUAACUAUAGCUUCAACAGAGUGCCGUGUAAUCGUAUGUCUUUUAUAAAUUAGUCAAGGCCGGAAUAUUGCAAUGUCAUCAUACAGAAGAGUCUUUCACUACAAAAUGUAAGAACGUCCUUACUGGAUCACAACUGAACUUGUAGUAAUCUUACCGACUGGAACAAAUGUUUACGGUUAUACCUAGGCAAAAACAGCACACCAGUUCCCGCCCGAUCACUGCAGGAAGUGAAACUGUCUGAAGGCUCGUUAGUACUACGGUUGGAGACAACAUGGGGAUCCGGGAUGCUGUAGGCUCCCUUCUUAUUAGAAUUACUGUUACUUAAUUUUUUUUUUCUUCAGUAUCAUUCGCAGGAAAUCUUUUUCAAGAUAAUAUCAUCAGUAAAGCAAGGAAAACUUCUCUUGGAAGACGAUGAUUCAAUCAAAUGAUCACUUACUGUACUCUCCUUCUAGUAUCUCUUCUUCAGAAAUUAUACUAACAGCUAUUGUUAACUUCAGCCAGAGUUUCUGAGCUUGAAUCCUUUAUAGGUAUAUUCUUACCGCGAGCGUUGUUUUUAUUUUGUUUUUGUCAUUUAAGCGAAAAUAAAGAAAUAGCGGACUUUACGAACUGUAAGGUGAAUUUCCUCCAUAUCGUUUUCAUAGUCAAAAGAAGUUAAGAUAUAUGCAAAGGUUAUCUUUAAAUUCGGGUUGUUAAUUAGAGAAAGCCGUUAAGUGAAAGAGGUUUCGCAAGCGCCAUCUUCUUGUAUAGAAUAAUUCGCUACCAAUUUUUGAGAUAUUUGCUCGUUACACACAUUCAAUAUCACGGUAUUGCAAGGUAUAUGAUCACUUCCUAAGUUUUCCGGAAGAGGCUGAGAGCAAAUGCAAUUUUCAUAUCUACAAAUUACUCGUGUCUAAUAAUGCUAUAUUUUAACAUUUUCUAGAAUGUAGGCUGAUUUUCUUUGCUGGAUACCACAUAAAUACUGCUUAAAGGCAUGAAGAAGCCAUUGGAAUUAUGACAGUUAUUGUCAUGCCAAUUGAUACCUUUCUUGUUCAGAUCAAACUGAGUCUCAUCAAAAUCAAGGAGUCAUCCCUGAAGGAAAAAGAAGGAAUAAUGUAGAUAUUUUCACUUAUUUCAAAUCAAAGAAAUCAGUUUACUUUUGGUUCGUUGCUGUAACCAAAAGAUUUGAAAUAUCUCGUAUUUUGCUUGACUGUUAAUGAGGUAAAUAGCCUUAAGCAACGCCUCUGAUAAGAUAAUGGUUCUCAGAAUUCUCUCCACUGUUUGUUUAGUAGUACAUUAAGAACAUUUGUUAGGUGUUUUGAACGGAAAGUUUCCAUGAGCUAUUCUAAAUUUGCCUUAGGAAGAAAAGCUUGUUAAUCAGUAGUAUACGUGAAAGAGACGAGGGAACCAUUCACUGAUCUGAUGUUUGUAAAUCUACUGUUCAUUGUUCACGGUCCAUUUCCAACUAAAUAAUCUAAUUUUGAAACGUACGUCAGAAAACAAAGACGCACAUUACGAACUUGAUUGUCAACUUCCCUUGCCUUCAGUUGUCUUCAAGCUCAGCUGCAUUUAUGCAUGCUAUACAAUAUUGAGUCGAUCAGUCAGUCAAGCAGUAAAAAAGAAACAAGACUUACAGUAAUUCAUGAAAAAGGAAAACUA
Messenger RNA from Schizosaccharomyces octosporus yFS286, 3172 nucleotides. RefSeq lists its product as uncharacterized. The transcript has 4 exons. The record is from RefSeq and is a predicted model, not a curated record. Lineage: Eukaryota; Fungi; Ascomycota; Schizosaccharomycetes; Schizosaccharomycetales; Schizosaccharomycetaceae. The coding region runs from base 596 to 1273 and encodes 225 amino acids.